Solanum lycopersicum (tomato) is the source of this 1995-nucleotide messenger RNA. Lineage: Eukaryota; Viridiplantae; Streptophyta; Magnoliopsida; Solanales; Solanaceae. The record is from RefSeq and is a predicted model, not a curated record.
AUGAAUCAAAACAAAAUUGGUAAGCAAUUUCAGAAGUUAAACCCCACUGCAUCAGGACCAGGUUCUGAUUUUAAGCCAAACAUGGGCUACCCUAGGGUGAAUAACCAGCAACCACCACCACCUAGAUACCCAAAACAGAAUCAAAGGUUCAAAGGAAAGAAAAAGUAUAAUCCUAAUGUUUUUUGUACUUAUUGUGGCAAAAUAGGUCAUAUCAUAGAUGAAUGUUACAGACUGAUUGGCUUUCCUGAAGAUUUCAACUUCACAAAUGAGAAGAAUCAUUCAGCACCAGUUAGAGGAAAUGCAGCUGCUUCUAUAAGGAAAGAGGAUCCUAACUACUAUAUGGAUCAAGUCAAUCAACACAUGAGCAAGGAACAAUUUGGACAUUUCAUUCAAAUCAUGAAAGAAAUGAAGAUCCCAAAAUCAACAAUUAAAAGUGCAGCAGCUGAUAUCAAUGCUAAUGCUGUAGCUGGUACUAUUUUGAAAUUCAGGGCCUCAGAGCAUAUGUGUUUCAAUUCUGACUCCUUUAUUUCCUUAUCUACUCUUAGAAUUCCAAUCAAUAUAAAUCUUCCUAAUUCUCACUCUGACCAUUCAAUGAAGAGGCUUCAAGUUUUUGGUGAAGCAAAAGAAGUUUCCUUUCCAGUUUCUUCAAAUGUUUCUUCCAAUGUAAGGCUAUGGCAUGUAAUAUUAGGGCAUUUGCCCUAUGCAUCAAUGAAAAAUGUCAGUUUCUUAUCUAAGUCUCAGCUCUCUGAUUGUUCUUGUGAUAUAUGUCCAAAGGCUAGACAGUCUAGAUUGCCUUUUCCUACUAGUAAAAUCACCACUAAGAAUUGUUUUGAUCUAAUUCACAUUGACACUUGGGGACCAUACAAGAGUUUCUUGUCUAUGACUGAGAGGCAAUUCAAUGCUAAAGUGAAAAUAAUUAGAUCUGAUAAUGCUAUGGAGCUAGGGAAAACUACCCCACAACAAAAUGGGGUAGCUGAGAGAAAACACAGGCACUUGUUGGAAAUUGCAAGAGCCCUUUUGUUUCAUCCAAAGGGAAGGAACAAAUUUGAGCCAAAAGCUCAUAAAUGUGUUUUUCUAGGAUAUCCAAGUAACCAGAAAGGAUACAAGGUACUAGACUUAGAAACUAGGAAAGUCAGUAUUUCUAGAGAUGUUCAUUUUGUUGAGAAUCAUUUUCCUUUUUCACAUCCUACUGCUGAUAAUUCUAUCUUCAUUGACUAUUCUCCUACUCCACCACAGGAUCUUUCAGAUUCUGAGGAUUCCACCAUAAACACAACAACUGAUUUUUUUCCUACAACAAAUGUUCCUCUCAAUUCCCCUGUUAUAGAUACAUCACCAGUACAAUUAACUGUUCCUUCUUCACAUGUUGCAUCACCAUCACCAAUUCCUGUUAGAAUAUCACACAGAACAAAUAUAGGAACUCUACCUUCUCAUCUUAAGGAUUAUAUUUGUAACACCAUUUAUCUUAGUGAUGUUACUGACUCUUGCCUUGCUGUUCCCAGCAAUCCUUCUAGUUUUUCUUAUGCCAAUCUUUCUCAACCUAGUCAAAUGAUCCUCAAGUCCACCUCCACUAUAUCAGAACCUAAAAGCUUUUAUAAGGCUUCUAUGCACACAGGUUGGAAGCAAGUCAUGCAAGAUGAACUUGAUGCCCUACAAUCUAAUCACACUUGGGAAGUUGUGCCUUUACCUACUGGAAGAGAAGCUUUGGCUUGCAAAUGGGUCUACAAGGUUAAGCAACAUGCUGAUGGGACAGUUGAAAGAUUGAAGUUUGAUGUCAACAAUGCCUUCUUGCAAGGAGAACUGCAAGAAGAAGUCUACAUGAAAUUUCCUAAUGGUUUGGAUCCACCUCAACCCAACAUGGUCUGUAAAUUGAAAAAAAUCACUAUAUGGUCUAAAGCAAGCAUCCAGGCAAUGAAAGGUGAAUUCAUUACUAUUAUUGUUGUUUAUGUGGAUGACAUUUUAAUCACAGGCAAUGCUGCUGAUGAGAUUAAAUCUUAA